AUGGAUCCUCCAGGAGAAUGCGUCCGAGGAGCCUGCCCCGUCUGGGAGAACCCUCUGUCUUAUCGAUCAUCACCCGCCGGCAAUGCCUUCAUGAUGGCUGCAUUUGCUGCUUUGAUACCCCCUAACCUCUACUCAUUAUUUCGCUACAGGACCUCUUUAUACACCUCCUUGAUCACGGCCGCGCUUGUUUUCCGUUUGGUCGGCCAUGUAGCCAAGUUCAUGCUGGGCAACAUUCCGGUUAGCCACGCCUAUCCUGCCCUAUACAUGUUGGGCACGCAUUGGAGCGUCACACUGCUCGCCUCAGCCAUUUUCCUGUCGCUGCCGCAUGUUAUGGUCAUCUAUGGGCACGACUUUCAACUGGUCUCGAACCCAUUUUAUGUCAACCUGCUCUUCUUGGUGCUCGACAUUUUCACCCUGGUUUUCCAAUCGGCUGGAAUAGGCCUUGCUUCCAGAGCUGACAAUGUUGUUGAACUUGAGCGAGGAAUGAGGAUUCUCCUGACGGGACUUGCGUUCCAAGCCGCCGGUCUUGCUGCAUUCUUGGGAGCAUACCGCUACUUUCAGAGGAAGCUCUCCCAUCGCCGCUACAUCCUCGAUAACAGAUUCUUCGCCGUGUAUUCAUCGCGGCGGUUCCGAUACUACAUGAUCAAUGUCCAGGUUGUGGCGGCGCUCCUUCUCCUCCGAACAGCAAUCCGCAUUGCGGCCUUUGCCAGCGUCACGACCCCCCUAGCCACGUCGCAGCUAACUUCCUUCCUACUCGAUGACGCCCUCGUUCUCGUGGCCGCCAUCAUUCUAACAGUCCUCCCGGUUGGCCGCGUUUUUGGCAUUACCGUUUGGCGGGCAACAUCUCCCCUGACCUCAUCCAGACGCCGGCCAAAUAGCACUACUACCACUGCUGCUGGCAGUGAACUCCCCUUGCGGCGUCGCUGGCACCGCCGCAAACCAAGCUACCCCGUCACCAAGUGGGCCAUAUCAAACCCACACCCAUCACCUUCUACGCGCUUUCCGUCGGGGCCCGGAUCCGGAGCAGGACCAGGGGGACUACCUGCUCACCCAGCACCCUACCGCGCUACCACAAGUACCACCGAUCCCCCGCUCAUAUCGCCAAAGAACAACCCCGUCCACCAGCGCGGACCAUCAUACGACUUGAACGCCGCCUCCACGCCCCACACGGCUUCCUCCUCGUUCAUGAUGGCGGCGUCCUCAGAGGACAGCCCCGGCUAUUACUACAGUCCCACAUCGCCCCCUAUAGGCUGGGUGACGUCGCCUACUACUACUAUGGAACAACAACAUGGGAGAAGGAAGAGAAAAUGGCCUCGGGGUGGUGGUUACUACAGCCCGGAACCGGGUAAGCAGUUGGUGGACAGCGACGCAAUUUGGAAUUGA
This is a messenger RNA of Canariomyces notabilis, 1383 nucleotides long. RefSeq lists its product as uncharacterized. Gene Ontology annotation, cellular component: plasma membrane; fungal-type vacuole. Lineage: Eukaryota; Fungi; Ascomycota; Sordariomycetes; Sordariales; Chaetomiaceae. The record is from RefSeq and is a predicted model, not a curated record. The transcript has 3 exons. Bases 1 to 1383 code for a protein of 460 amino acids.